Molecule: messenger RNA, 588 nt
Organism: Dermacentor albipictus
Lineage: Eukaryota; Metazoa; Arthropoda; Arachnida; Ixodida; Ixodidae
Product: antimicrobial peptide microplusin-like
Source: RefSeq, a predicted model, not a curated record
UCACCCCUAGACACCACUAGCUUCAUUUGAGCUUUAGGAUUUCGCUGUGCCCGUAUCGUGAAGAGCCAGAGAGUCACCAUGAAAACCUUUCUUCUGUGUGUCCUGCUCGCCACUGUCGCCGCUGUGAGCUUUGCUCACCACCUCGAGCUCUGCGAUAAACAAGACGGACAGCUGAAAAAUGAACUGCAAUGCAUUGGGCUCCACAUCUCACGAGGGGCGAACCAAAGCUUUGACAAGGCGUUGAAGACGCUCGGCUGCCAGGACUGGAGCUGCGUGAUCCGGAAGCUGUGCGUCGGAAACAACCUGGAAGCUGCCAUGGCCAACCACUUCACGAAGCCGCAAAUCGCGGAGAUUCACAGUGCUGCAACCACCUGCGAUCCAGAGGCCGGGCACCACCACCACCACCACUGAGUGCUGCCCACUUUUUAAAAUAUUCAGGAAACGAGCCUCCCAUGGGCUGAACGUUCCUGCACUGUCCAGAGGUGUGCCAUCGAGGGACUCCGGGCAGCUGUUACCCCUGUUGUAAUAGAAGGUUAAAACUUUUUACGUUUUUUUAAUGAGGGCAAAUAAAAACACAUUCGCGUGAGA